Setaria italica (foxtail millet) is the source of this 1387-nucleotide messenger RNA. RefSeq lists its product as uncharacterized. The record is from RefSeq and is a predicted model, not a curated record. The transcript has 4 exons. Lineage: Eukaryota; Viridiplantae; Streptophyta; Magnoliopsida; Poales; Poaceae. Bases 205 to 1200 code for a protein of 331 amino acids.
CUGGGGACAGAUCACGGGUACCAAACAGCUGGGUUCCUCGACCAAACCGGGGAAGGGGGAAACCCUACAGCCCGGGGCAGCGAUUGGGGACCGGCGGGUCUGCAGCACGCGAGGCGUCGACGCCGUUGAGCUCGAGGCGGCCGGCUCGCGGCCCCGCCGCCACGGCUUCGCCUGAUUCCUGCGUGCUCGGCGCGGGAGGGUUAAAUGGCAAACAGAGCAAGAUGGAUGAUGAAGUAUGAAAAGGGCCUUGUUGAUAUACUUCAUGAGAACAAUACCUCACUUUAUCGUACCCCAACUGGAUGGAAAACAGAGGGGUGGAGGAAAAUUGUUAGGGAUUUCAACAUGAGGUACCCAGAAGCAAAGUUUAGUAAAAUGCAAAUCCAGGAACACGAGACUCAAUUGAAGAAAGACUAUAAAUUAAUAAAAUUGAUCCUCCAGCGAGAUGGUGUUUCAUGGGACCAGAGUGCAUCCAUGAUUAGAGCGACAGAUGAAAUCUGGGAUGAGAUAGUCGAGGAUAUGCCGAAGGCACGGAAGUACCAAAAUAAGAGCUUUCAAAUGCAUGACUCGCUGGGGCUGUUAUUUGAUGGCCCUAUUCCUGAAGGAGGACAGAAUUCACCACAGAAUAUUGUUGGAAAUGUUGAUGAGGGAGGCAACAACAUGAGCAUGACCCCAGACAUGUCUGGAAGACCUAGUGGAACGAUCAUUGCAAACAUUGACGAGACAUGGAAAAAUGUCAGCCUACUUCAACAAACGUCGUUAGGACCACAAGGUAUAGAUGAUCUUGAUGUUCUGCAUAACCACACUGAGGAGGUACUGGGACGACAACAACAUGGUGCAGACGGAAGGGCACAGAGAGCUGAUGAACAGGCACAUUCAAGUUCUUGCGUGGAGCCACAUAGAGACAGGCGCAAGAAGCGCAAGGCUACAGACAUCCAGCAGAUCAUGGAGGCCUAUCUAAACUUCAGGAUGAAGCAAGCUCGCGUGAAAGAACAGAAAGCAAAUGAAGCAGAUCAGUUCACCAUCUCAAACUGCAUCAAGGCAAUGAACACCAUGUCUGAUGUGUCUGAUGAGAUCAAGAUCCUAGCCUCUGAUGUUUUCAAAGAUGCCGAGAACCGUGAGAUCUUUCUGUCCUACGAACCCAGGCUGCGUACCUUGUGGCUGAAGAGGGAAGUUGGCAAGCAACUCACAUCGGCUUAUUGAUGUGUUCGUUCUUUGUAGGUGUUUUGAAGUGGCAACUUUUGCUGUUCUUUUUUAGUUUGUUAUCUGUGUAUCAGCUUAAAGUUGAUUCUGGAGGCAGAUGCAAAUCUAUUAGCAACUUUAACGUGUUCCAUGUACAGUCUCACUACGCUUCCAGAAAUGUAGUUAUUCAUGAUCAGUAGUGUGCUUA